AUGUCCAAGUGCAAGCCGCCAAAGAUCUCCCGCCCCAAGAACCCCAAGCACGGCUACUGCAGGAUCUCCUUCAAGCCCGACCUAGCUGUCUUCUCCAUGGAACGCCUGAACGACGAGUUUGUCAGCCUCCUUCACCGGAGGGCCCACGACGCCGCAGCCUGCACGCGGCCGAGCGUGAGGGUGUCUUUCAACGGCAAGAACCUCCCGUCCAAGGGUGGAUUUGAGAGCUACUGUGAGCUGUUUAUCGGCCCCAAGAAGGAGGCGCCGCGCGUGUUCUUCCGCCCAAACGAGCGCUGGGAGGUUUGUGUGGCUGCUUCCGCGGACGGCUUCCAAGCCAUCUCGUUCGUCAACGGGGUGCACACGGCUCUGGGCGGCACCCAUGUGGAGCACGUGGUUGCGCCGCUCACCCGGAGGGUUGCCGAGACGCUGCAGGGCAAGGUGAAGGGGGCUACUAUCCGGCCAGCACAUGUCAGGGAGAAGCUGAUGCUGUUUGUGAAUGCGACGCUGGUCAACCCCACCUUCAGCUCUCAGACAAAGGAGAUGUGCACACUGAAGGUGAGCCUUUUUGGGAACACGUGCGACGUGCCUGACGAGGUGGUUGGCAAGGUGGUGAGCAAGCUAGGGAUUGCUGAGGCGAUCGUCGCAAAGGCGAGGGAGCGAGAGGCCAAGACCCUGUCACGAACGGACGGGAACAAGACGGGCGUCAUCAGAGGGAUCCCAAAGCUGGAGGAUGCCAACAAAGCAGGUGGCAGGCGGAGCUCCGAAUGCACGCUCCUGGUGGUAGAAGGGGACAGCGCGCGUGCUUUCGCCAUGGCAGGGCUCUCGGUGGUUGGCAGGGAUCUGUAUGGGGUCUUUGCCCUGCGGGGGAAGAUUCUCAACUGCAGGGACGCCCCAAUCAAGGCCAUCGCUGAGAACAAGGAGAUUGCCAACCUCAAGCAGAUCCUGGGCCUCCGAGAGGGCCACAAGUACAAGUCGCUCUCCGAGCUGCGCUACGGACGAGUCAUGCUCCUCACGGAUGCUGACUGCGAUGGCACGCACAUCCGGGCGCGCUUCCUCAACUUUGUUGAGUUUGGCUGGCCGGAACUCAUCGAGCUGGGGUUUGCGUGGCACCUGAGGACCCACGUGGUCAAGGCGUUCAAGAACAGCCAGACGCGUGCGUUCUUCACGGAGCGACAGUACAGGGAGUGGGCACAGACGAGCGAGGCCCGUGGUACCUGGCGCAUCAAGUUCCUGAAAGGUCUGGGCACGUCCACUGCCAAGGAUGCCAAGGAUAUCUUCAGCAACAUGAGCAAGGUCACGUACACGACCGACCCCGGGGCGGCAGCGGCCAUGCAGCUGGCCUUCCAGAAGGCAAGGGCAAACGACAGGAAGAGGUGGAUUGUUGAGGCGAUCGCAAAACCAGCGCCGGAGCCAGUGGGAGAGCGGGUGACCCUCUCGGAGAUGGUGGACACCGAGCUGGUCAACUACUCCAUCGCCAAUGUCCGGCGCUCCAUCCCCAGUGCAAUCGACGGUCUGAAGCCCUCGACGAGGAAAAUUGUCCACGUCAGCAUCAAGAGAAACGUUCGGGAGGAGUUCAAGGUGGCCCAGCUAGCCGCAGCGGUCGCAGAGGGGAGUGCAUACCAUCACGGUGAGGAGAGCCUGAGCGGCGCCAUCAUCAACCUUGCGCAGACGUUUGUGGGAUCCAACAACCUCAACCUGCUCGAACCGGUCGGAAUGUUUGGAACACGCCUGGCCAACGGGAAGGACAGUGCCGCGCCGAGAUACCUCUUCACGCACCUGACAAAGGCUGCGCUCUGCGCCUUCCAUCCUGCCGACGCCCCCCUCCUGACCUACCUCGAAGAGAACGGCAAGGCCAUAGAGCCGGCCUACUUUGUCCCGACCGUGCCCUUGAUCCUCCUGAACGGUGCCUCCGGCAUUGGCACUGGCUUCUCCACGUACGUCCCCAACCACGCUCUGGAGGACGUCAUCGCCAACAUCCGGGCUAUGCUGCAAGGCCUGGACCCGGUCGAGAUGCACCCUUCCUGGGCUGGCUUCAAGGGGACCGUCCGGGCGACCGAGAAGGGAGAGUACGUCGUCUCCGGGGUGUACGAGAGGAUCGACAGCAGCCGCAUCCGCAUCACUGAGCUGCCAGUUGGGACGUCAAUCGACGCCUACAAGGCUUUCCUGGAGAGCGACAAGCUUGGGGCCCGUUCCAUCAAAAACGACUGCACGGACGCGGUUGUUGACUUCACCGUGGAGUUCAGCACCGGGAGGCUCGAGGCCAUCCUGCCUGACAUCGAGAGGGAGCUCUGCCUCACCAGGAAGCUGAGCACCAACAACAUGCACCUGUUCGACUCGAACGGCCACAUCAGGCGCUUCGAGACCGUGACCGACAUCCUGCGGGAGUUCUUCGGGGUGCGGCUGAGCCUCUACGAACGCCGCCUGCUGCACCUGAUCCGACAAAAGGAAGAGGAGCUGGCUGCCUGCUCCUACCGGGCGCUCUUUGUGACGAGUGUGCUUGAUGGGGGUGUCCGACUCCUGAAAGCCAAGGUGGCGGACGUCCGUGCCGACAUGAGCGCGGCAGGGAUCCCCGAGACCUACCAUCAGCGGUUCAUGUCGCUCCCCCUGUCAAGCCUGACGGCGGACGAGGUGGAGAGGCUCUUGGCAGCCAAAGAGGCCCUGGUGUCAGCCCUUGACCUCCUCAAGGGCAAGACGGCCCCGGCUCUGUGGGAGGAGGACCUGCUUGAGUUGGAGAGAGCGCGGAAAAUUGGAGCAUAG
Molecule: messenger RNA, 2757 nt
Organism: Klebsormidium nitens
Lineage: Eukaryota; Viridiplantae; Streptophyta; Klebsormidiophyceae; Klebsormidiales; Klebsormidiaceae
Source: the annotation of a GenBank genome assembly